Rhineura floridana is the source of this 2810-nucleotide messenger RNA. RefSeq names its product retinol saturase (gene RETSAT). NCBI's taxonomy places the organism in Eukaryota, Metazoa, Chordata, Lepidosauria, Squamata, Rhineuridae. The transcript has 11 exons. The record is from RefSeq and is a predicted model, not a curated record. The coding region runs from base 80 to 1906 and encodes 608 amino acids.
CUGCGCCUGCCGUCGGUGGCGAUCCCCUUUUAAUCUCCGGCGAACUUUCACUUUUCACGCCACGCUUCCCGGAGCGGUCAUGUGGGUUUUCCUGAUCCUCGGUGCGCUCCUUCUGCUGUUGCUUUUUCGCUUCUGGCGCUCGCGAAGCGGCUCUCCGAAUCCCUUCCGUGAAGACACCCGGCGGCCGCCCGCGCCUUUUGUGACCGAGAAAGAUGCGCGGAAAAAGGUCCUCAAGCAAGUCUUCUCCAAGGACAAAGUUCCUGACAAUCUGGAUGCUGUCAUCAUUGGAAGCGGCUACGGGGGUCUGGCGGCAGCUGUGAUACUCUCCAAAGCCGGGAAGCGUGUCCUGGUCCUGGAGCAGCAUAGCAAGGCAGGUGGUUGCUGCCAUACCUUCAAUGAGAAAGGUUUUGAGUUUGACGUAGGGAUCCAUUACAUAGGGCAAAUGCACGAGAAUUCUAAACAACGCAUGAUUGUUGACCAGCUCACGGAUGGGCAGCUCCAGUGGGCCAAGAUGGACUCUCCCUUUGAUACAGUCAUUCUGGGAGAUCCUGACAACUACAAGAAGUAUUACGUAUACAGCAAGAGGAAGGAAUUUGUGGAAGGCCUAAAGAAACAAUUUCCAGGGGAAGAAGCUGGCAUCGACAAAUUUGUGGCACUUGUUGUGAAAACUGCCCGUGGGGUCUAUGACAUGAUUCUUCUGAAAAUGCUCCCGAGGCCCUUGGCCUGGCUUCUGUACCGCACUGGCCUGGUGUUCUUGAUCUCUCCUUUCUUUAGGAUGGUUUCCAAAAAUCUUUCGGAAGUGGUAGCUGAGUUCACAUCAAAUGCGGACCUGAGAGCAGUGUUCAGUUACAUCUUCCCUACCUACGGAGUGAAUCCUACGGCCUGCAGCUUUCCUUUACAUACAAUCCUUGUUGACCACUACAUGAAGGGUGGAUGGUAUCCUCAAGGAGGUGCCAGUGAAAUUGCAUUUCACUCCAUCCCCAUCAUUCAACGGGCUGGAGGGGCUGUCCUCACCAAGGCACCUGUACAGAGUAUCUUGGUGAAUUCACAAGGAAAAGCCUGUGGUGUAAGCGUAAAGAAAGUUCAGGAUGUUGUUAACAUCUACGCUCCUGUUGUGAUUUCUGAUGCUGGCAUCUUUAACACCUAUGAGCGGCUUCUGCCUGAGAAAUUGCGAGCUUUGCCAGACAUUCAGAACCUGCUCUCCAAGGUGCAACAUGGUGUGGGAGGAUUCAGUAUCUUCAUAGGACUCAGAGGUUCCAAGGAAGAACUGGGACUGGAAGCCAAAAACUGCUACAUCUACCGAAACAACAACCUCGAUGAAGGGUUCUCUUCUUAUAUUAAUUCUUCAAGAGAAACUGCUCCAGAUAAGAUUCCUUUCCUGUAUGUUGGAUCUCCAUCAGCCAAGGACCCACUGUGGGAAAAGAGAUUCCCAGACAAGUCCAAUCUAAUCGUCCUGGCAGCUGCAAAAUACGAAUGGUUUGAGGACUGGAAAGAAGAAAAAGUCUCCAAGAGGGGAGUGGAGUACGAGGGCUUCAAGAACAGUUUCGUGGACAGCAUGAUGGAUACAGUUUUGAAAUUUUACCCUCAAAUAAAAGAUAAUAUUGAGUGCAUCUCCUCGGGAACUCCUCUCAGCAAUAAGCAUUACAUAGCUUCCCCGCGAGGAGAGUUGUAUGGCGCAGACCACAGCAUCUCUCGCUUCCAGGCAGACAUCACGGCCACAAUACGACCUCAGACCCCUAUCCCAAACCUCUACCUAACAGGUCAGGAUGUCUUUUUAGCUGGCUUUAUAGGGGCACUUCAUGGAGCUGUUAUCUGCACUUCUGCUGUCCUGCAACGUAAUCUCUACGUCGACCUCUUGCAGCUAGGCAAGAAAAUCACAGCCAGCGAUGACAAAAAGAAAAACUGAGCAUUCAACCUUCACUUGCAAAGAAGAUUUGCUCCUCCUCCUGCCUCAUAGAUGAUUUGAAAGGUGCCUGCUUCCUGGGUUCUGCGUUUCGCCAUGGCAACUGGUGUCAAAACUUGCCCUCUGCCUUGGUUUUCUGUUGUGGACAGUUCCUGUUCCUCAGCUGCUGUGUUAGCACAGCAGUACUCUGCUCUCGUUCACCCACGUGCGCCCCAUUUGAAGAGAAAACAGACCUAGGGAAAUCGUCGUCUCAUCGUAGGCUAACUCACAGGCUCUUCCGCAGUCACAGUUGCGCUUUCCCCACAGCUGCCGCACUCGAUAGAAAUUAGACCUACAUCCAUGACAGUGUGAGGAAAAAUAAACAGGCUUCACAUAGAAGAACGGUUAGCUUAAAUGCACUUCAGAUUGUCCUAACUGCAUCUUGUAGCAGUAUAAAGCCAUACAAGGGUCUGAAAACUGUAGACCAGAAUGAGAUGAACCAGAGCAUUUUGUCUCCCCUAUCCAACGCCCCUCCAUCUGUCUCCCUUCCUUGGGACAGAUUAGCAUCUUGCUCCAGCUACCCAUCCUUACCUUUCUUAUUACUAUAAUCUUGCUGUCUCUGAACUUUUGUGAUAGUUCAGACCCCAGUCGUUUGCAUUAGAGCUUCCCCACACACACACCCCGAUGCAUUUAGGCCUCCCUUGUGUGCUGCCCGGUUCCCUAGCACUCGCCAUCCCUCCACAUAAUACAAUCUCUCUGCCUAUCUCUCAGUUAAAGUGUAUGGUCCAGGCAAAGCGGGGUCGCCUGGCCUGUGUAACUUGCAACAACUAGCCAUCUUAUUGUUCCACAUUUCUGUACUGGUGCUCCAAGCCACAAAGACAUAUCGCUUUCUAUCCACCAUUUUAUGGAAAUAAACUCUUUGAAAUUA